Messenger RNA from Oncorhynchus nerka (sockeye salmon), 1015 nucleotides. It is a transcript of the gene apooa, whose product is annotated as apolipoprotein O, a. Lineage: Eukaryota; Metazoa; Chordata; Actinopteri; Salmoniformes; Salmonidae. Gene Ontology annotation, biological process: cristae formation. The record is from RefSeq and is a predicted model, not a curated record. Gene Ontology annotation, cellular component: MICOS complex. The transcript has 10 exons. Bases 79 to 717 code for a protein of 212 amino acids.
AAUGCGACCUGAGGCGCAGCAUGUUCCCUUUCGGACACCGUAAGUACUCGAAGCUUGGCACGUUAAAAAAAAAGGAUCAUGUACAAGGUAGCAGGUGUGGCUGCUGUGCCUGGAACCCUAUGCCUGAUUUCAGGGACUGUGUUUGCUGCCACCAAGGACAAUCCAAAUGUCACCUUAAAUACAGAUGAGCUCUCCCUCUACACUAUACCGCAGCAGAAGUUCCGCUAUGUGGAGCCGGAGAUAGGGCACUUGGAGCAAGGUGUUACCACUCUAAGGAAACUGGCAGAGCCCUACACUACUUGGUGUCAGCAAACAAGCCAUUCAGCAGUGGAACAUGUUCAGGGUGCCAUUGGACAAGUGAAGCCCAAGGUUGAAAGUGCCAUCCAAUUAGGAAAUGAGACUUUCACUUUCCUGCAAAACCCUCCUGCUGAAUUCUACCCCCGGGCUGGGGUCAUUGGUUUUGCUGGUAUCCUUGGACUCUUUCUUGCAAGAGGCUCCAGGGUAAAGAAGCUGAUCUAUCCUACAGGACUGAUGGCUGUGGGCUACACUAUGUACUACCCCCAGCAAGCCGCAUCAAUCGCCAAGAACACAGGAGACUCGUUGUACGAUUUUGCCCUGCAGGGCUACGUUAACGUAGAGAAGGUGUUCAAGUCAGUGGAGGGGAAGCCAAUGAAAAAAGAGAAACCAGAGGAAAAGAAACCAGAAGAAACCAGAUGAGAAGAGCUGCAGAGGCCAAACCAUGAUCGCAGCAGAUACGUUGUGAUACUAGGAUCGUGACAACAAAAACAAGAUUAGCAGUCUUCCCAGGUCCUCCCAAUGUAUGCUACCAUAAGUCAUGGUUAGGCUCGCUCCCAUUUGCGACUAAUGACCAGCUUUUGCACUAGCCUUUCUCUCUGGCAUUUACCCAGGAGGGGGCAGGACCUAUCACGAAGUUUUAAACUUUAUGUAUUGAAGGUUCAGCUUUGUGAUUUGAAUGUAUUUAUGUAGACCGGAAUAAAAUCUAUAUUGUACGAUC